AUGAGGAAUGACAGUUACUUCUGAUGAAAUGGUAUACAAUAAAAUAAUCCAGAGGUUUAAAAAUGAGUCAGUUUGAAAUGAAAAGAGAUGUUUCAAAGAGUUUUGCUGAAAAUGAAGACAGCAAUAAUUCGAUAAUUGACCUCACAUCAUCACCAGACUCAUCAACACAGAAAACUGACAAGAAAAGAAAACGGAAUAAAACAUUUCUUCAAUCUAUAAGCUGCAAGAAUUCAGCCAAAUGGGUUACAUCAUCCUUUGGUGAUUUUGAUGCCUUUGAAGGAUUUGAUGCCAAGCCUGCAUCCAAGCGAGUGUCAUCCACAAGUUCUAGUCAAUCCAUCCUAAAAGUGCCUAAGUCAUCUUCUGCCAGUAUUACAGACAAAGCUGACCAGUCAAAAACUACCAAAACUACUGCACAGACUAACAGUGGACUAGUUUCUUCAUCAGGUGAUCGGUGUUGGUUGUCCGGGAAGAAAAGACCAGCUUAUGAAUCUGAGUUGUGGUCAGAUAAAUAUGCUCCUAAAAAUCAGGGUGAUCUGGCUGUACAUAAAAAGAAAAUUGGUGAUUUAGAAACAUGGAUUCAAACACAUCUAAAGUCACAGACAAAGCUGCCUCCUAUUUUGAUUCUGACUGGUCAAGCAGGAACAGGGAAGACUGCAACGGUCAAGGUUUUAUGUCGAGAACACAAAUGUGAUGUCCAAGAAUGGUCCAACCCUGUGGGAUCUGACAGAGUUUGGAAGAAAAGGGAUGAAUUUGAUGCAGGCCCUUAUGAGUAUAAUGAUAUACAGACAGAGUCACAGCUGACCCAAUUCCAGCACUUCCUUCUCCGUGCCAACAAGUAUAAUAAACUUGACAUAUUUGGUGAUGGAAACACAGAGAAGAAAGUUAUCUUAGUAGAGGAAUUCCCCAAUGUGUUUUAUAGGGAUGCCUCUGCCUUUCAUGACACGCUCAGGAAGUAUGCCCAGGUUGGAAGGUGUCCACUGAUAUUCAUUGUGAGUGACUCCACCAGUAGGGACUCGUCCAGCUGUGAACGGCUGUUGUUUCCCAAGAGUCUGCAACAGGAGUUACACAUAGACAAUAUUAGUUUCAAUCCUAUAGCUCUGACAAGUAUGACUAAAGUGCUGACAAGAAUUGCCACAAAGGAAGCUUCACAGGGAGUACACAAAUUUACUGUCCCGUCUCAUGCCAUCCUGGAGUCGAUUGCUAUGUCUAGUGCUGGGGACAUCAGAGGAGCCAUCAAUACUCUACAGUUUGCCUGUCUCAAAGAUACCAAAGAUCUCUUACCAAGUGCUCUAGUCAAAGGAAAACAGCCUAUGAAAAAAUCGAGAGGAAAAGCUAAAUCCAAGACAUCUGACCAGAAAGAUUCUGAUCUUGUUUCUAUUGGAGGGCGGGAUACUUCUCUCUUUUUGUUCAGAGCUUUGGGCAAAAUUCUCUACUGCAAACGAGAUGAUCCAAAUACUCACCCAGAUGAACCGAAACUGCCCGCUCAUCUCCAGGAACAACAUCGAGACCCUCUCAUUGUUAAUCCAGAGGAUGUUGUAGAGAAAUCCCAUUUAUCUGGGGAUUACUUCAGUGCCUAUUUACAUCAGAACUACAUGGAUUUCUUCAUGAACCUGGAUGAUGUGGCAAGGGCAUCGCAGUAUCUAAGUGAUGCAGACCAUCUCACUGAGGACUGGGUUUCUAGAUCAGUGUUACAGCAAUAUGCAGCCUCAGUGGCCACAAGAGGGAUCAUUCAUGCUAACUCUGCAAGAGCCAGAUUUUCGUCAGGAGGGUCUGGACUUGGAUGGAAACCGUUACACAAACCUCAGUGGUAUUCUGCAAUGAAACAGACCAGAGACAACUGUGAUAGUGCCAGGGGCCUUUUUAAAGAAUAUGCCUGGACGCCAGAAAUACUCCAAACAGAAAUCCUGCCAUAUCUGUCCAUCAUCAACACCACACUGCACCAGCCAGGUCAAGCUUCAUUUUUACAAGAAAUUUGCAGAUUUUCUAAAUUGAAGAUACCUGGAAGGUCUGUAAAGUUGGAUGAGAAAGAUGUUGAUUUUGACGAAACUCCUCCUUCGUCCCAAAAAUUGGUGGUGCCGACUGUAGAUGAUAAUGAUGAUGAUGAUGAAAUCAUCAGUAAUAGCCAAUCAAAUGUCAGAACUUCUCAGGAAGAGGAGGAGUUCAUUAUUGAAGACUUUGAUGACUGAUGAUGUGAAUUACCUGUGUGGCUCUUUCUGCAUGACGUGAUGCAAGAGAAACAAAUCAGGAGAUACAGAAUGAAAACUGCUGGAUUUUUUGUGACAAAUUGAAAACUGCUGGAUUUUUGUGACAAAUUGAAAACUGCUGGAUUUUUGCGACAAAUUGAAAACUGCUGGAUGUUUUGUGACAAUGCUACUGAUUGAUUAGUUGGACACACCACUAGUAGUAUGACUCUGUGAUUGUUGGAUUAUUUGACUACAAUGCUCUACCUCUGUGACACACCUGAAAGAAAUACACCACACAGGCUACCACUUUGAUUGUUUAGUUAUAUAAACUAGUGCUAUGUCCAUACCGAGCCACAUCACAUGUAAAAUAAUUAAUUUUGGUAUAUUUAUUUUCAUUGAUUUGUUGGUACUUUUAAUCCAGAAAUUUGUAUGUCCACAAAGUGAUAUAAUAAGUUAAGGACAUUUAUAUUUAUACAUGAAAUCAAUGCCACGAAAUGGUGAAUUUUUGGAAAACCAGUAAUAUACACUACUUGGGGAGGAUAACACAAACUUUGAUUAUUUUGAGAUAUAAUUUCACAACGCUAUGCAUUCAAAACAUUGCUGUAAAUGAAAAAAUCCUUGCUCAGGUAUACAAAAUGAUUUUCCAAGUUUAAAUGUUUUUGUUUAGUCGCAUACUUAUUUUGCAUUUGAAGUCAUGUAUUGUACAAAGUUUGUAUGGAGAAGAUGGAGUAUGAAUCUCACAAUUACUGUACUAGAUAGAUUAGAUAAGACAAUGAUAGAAGUCAUUACAUUGUCUCAAUGCCUUCUGUGGUUGUGAUGACAAGGGUAAAAAUACUUACUAGUUAUAGUAAUAAGCCCAGCUGUUUUUACUGCAGUUCAGAAGACAUAUUAACAGAUGCUGUUUAAUUGUCUUGUUAGACCACCUGUUGACCCCCAUCUUCCCUGGGGUUAUUAAGAAUAAAUACUAAAGUGCUGCAUGUCUGUUUAAAUUCUGAGAUUUAUUUAUUUCCAUGUUUAUUUGUUGGUAGAGUUGAUGGCUUAUUUGGAUAUCAUGCAAAUAAUUAUUCAAGUGCAUCUCUACGGAAAGUUGACUGCAUCCUUUUAGAGAUAAAAGUAAUUUUAUGAUUCAUUUCUUGUAAAGCCAGAGAAAGUCAUCAAAUUAAAGAUUUUUGAUCCAUUCCAUGGACCAAUAGU
Ylistrum balloti is the source of this 3377-nucleotide messenger RNA. RefSeq names its product cell cycle checkpoint protein RAD17-like. The transcript is spliced from 18 exons. Lineage: Eukaryota; Metazoa; Mollusca; Bivalvia; Pectinida; Pectinidae. Gene Ontology annotation, biological process: DNA repair; DNA damage checkpoint signaling; mitotic DNA replication checkpoint signaling. The record is from RefSeq and is a predicted model, not a curated record. The coding region runs from base 63 to 2186 and encodes 707 amino acids. Gene Ontology annotation, molecular function: chromatin binding.